This is a messenger RNA of Corythoichthys intestinalis (scribbled pipefish), 3452 nucleotides long. Its product is annotated as EEF1A lysine methyltransferase 3-like. NCBI's taxonomy places the organism in Eukaryota, Metazoa, Chordata, Actinopteri, Syngnathiformes, Syngnathidae. The record is from RefSeq and is a predicted model, not a curated record. Bases 1884 to 2555 code for a protein of 223 amino acids. Gene Ontology annotation, cellular component: cytosol; cytoplasm. The transcript is spliced from 3 exons. Gene Ontology annotation, molecular function: protein-lysine N-methyltransferase activity. Gene Ontology annotation, biological process: peptidyl-lysine methylation.
GAUGAUGCGGUGCUCUUGGCUUCAUCAAGCUGUGACCUCCAACUCUGACUGGGGCGGUUCGCAGCCGAGUGUGAAGCGGUUGGGAUGAAGAUCAGCACCUCCAAAUCCGAGACCAUGGUCCUCAGCCGGAAAAGGGUGGCAUGCCCUCUCCGGGUCGGGGAUGAGAUCCUGCCCAAAGUGGAGGAGUUCAAGCAUCUUGGGGUCUUGUUCACGAGUGAGGGUAGGAGGGAGCGGGAGAUUGACAGGCGGAUCGGUGCAGCGUCUGCAGUGAUGCGGACUCUGCACCGGUCCGUUGUGGUGAAGGAGCGGAGCCAAAAGGCGAAGCUCUCGAUUUAGCGGCCGAUCUACGUUCCUACCCUCGCCUAUGGUCACGAGCUGUGGGUCGUGACCGAAAGAACAAGAUCCUGGAUACAAGCGGCCGAAAUGAGUUUCCUCCGCAGGUUGUCCGGGCUCUCCCUUAGGGCUAGGGUGAGAAGCUCGGUCAUCCGGGAGGAGCCGCUACUCCUCCGCGUUGAGAGGUGGCUCGGGCAUCUGGUUCGGAUGCCUCCUGGACGCCUCCCUGGAGAGGUGUCCCGGGGUCGACCCAGGACACGCUGGAGAGACGAUGUCGCUCGGCUGGCCUGGGACCGCCUUGGAAUCCCGCCGGAGGAGCUGGCUGAAGUGGCUGGGGAGAGGGAAGUCUGGGCGUCCCUGCUAAAGCUGCUGCCCCCGCGACCCGACCCCGGACUAAGCGGAAGGAUGGAUUGAACUUUUGACCGCAAAACAACAAAGGUAAGAUGUACGCAGGGAUCGACCGUGGAAAAGAAAAAAAGUACCGACCGCUAGCUAGGGAAAACGUGGACUGGAUUUUCAUAGAUGUGGGCGUUCUCUUUAUGAACAAGUGGAAUAGAUUGGAUAUCGACGCACUGAAGGGGCUCUCUACCUUACUCUAUAUAAAGUAAGGGGGAACUGACAGAUUUAUGAUCACAUUUACGUGAAUAAUGACAGGUUAUAUGAUUAUUGAUUGAAACUAACAUCCUGGCAAAUUAUUAGGAAUUUGACUUUUAUCCCAACCUAAUUGUUUUUUUCAGUUGUUUUAUUUACCAGACGUUUUGGCAACUAAGUAGUCAUCCAAGCAUGUAAGGUAAAUAAAACAAGCUCAAACAAUUGUCUUGGAUCAAAGAAAAAAAUCACAAGUGUAGACAAAAUGAACAAAUUACAACUAAUAUUUUGGCAACUUCAUACUGAAUAUGUCAGCAUUUUUUUUUCUUAAAAAUAAAACAACACCAAAUUAAUUAUUAUUAUUUGAAACACGUCUAACGACGCCACUGGCCUAAAUGCACUGGUUAUGGCCCCCAAUCAUACUUGUAUUCAUGAACUCAUUGCUUGUCUUCGACAACGACAGACGUCCAAUUCAUUUCAAGUGGAAGGACUAGCUGCGAAUGCGCAUCUUUCACUGCCAUUCCAUCCAUUUGGACAGAAGGUAGGGAGGGAGGCAGCGAUCAUUCGCAUGUGUCCGUGUGAUGACGGACGCCGGCGACAAAACCCUCUCGACGGGACGCUCCAUUUUGGCGAGCCUCCCAGUCAAUACGGAUCGGACGUCCGGUUUGUACGUAGUGGGGAAGACUACGUGUACGUCGUACACGUGGACCGUCUCCUGACCCGGAAUGAAAACAUUUCCUCACCUUUCAAAAUAAUAUCGAAAAGAAAAAUGCCAAGAGCGCAAAUAUAAUCACGGGUGAGGAAUAAUGUGCCGAAUACGUGCAUCGACAGGAAUCCAUGGUAUAUACAACUUGAGCAAAAUGAGGAUUUUAGGCGGGUUAUAUGAACCGGAACUUGUUGACUUUUAGACUUGAAACUUUUUUUUUCUUCUUUUUUUCUCCCCCCUCCAUCAAUCAUGCACGAUGAGCUGUUUUAUGAACGACGACGACCCUUUCCCCGCGGACGAGUGUUUGUUCGCUGACACUUUUUCUCAAGAAAGCAUUUAUCAAUUGAUGGGCCAGGAACUGAAGAUCACGCAAUUAUUUGGCGCAAACCUCGGCGUGGCUGCACCGGUGUGGGAAUCCGCGAUACAAUUAUGUCGAUACUUUGAGAAGCAGCGGGUGGAGUGGCGCGGACGACGCGUCAUCGAACUCGGAGCGGGGACCGGGGUCGUCGGGAUCGUGGCCGCUCGCCUCGGUGCCGUUGUAACCCUCACGGACCUUCCCGCGACCCUUCCGUCUCUGGAGGCCAACGUCCGCGCCAACGCGCCCGCCGGCGGAUGGCCUUCCGCCCCUCCCCGCGUCCUCCCUCUGUCCUGGGGCGAGGACCACGCCGAGUUCCCGUCGGAUUGGGACCUGGUGGUGGGCGCCGACACGGUUUACCUCCCCGAGACGUAUCCGCGCUUAGUGGACACGCUGGUUCACCUUUGCCAGAAAAAGGCCGCCGUCUACCUCUCGUCCAAAAUGCGAAAUGAGCACCAGACGCCGAGCUUCUUUGAAGAACAUCUCCCCAGGAGAUUUCACGUCCAACUGGUGGACCGCGACCACAGUCAAAACAUUAAUAUUUACAGAGCCUCUCUAAGAAAAGGCCGCUAAGAGCAGCGUUUUUCCGCCUGCCUCGACUCAAUUUCUUAGGACGACGGGACCAAGGUGGACUAUGCCGAUUUGAACAGACAUCUUCGCGGUUAGCGCGUCUGUCGGCUUGUCCAGAUUUCCCAGUUUAAUGUGAUGAUUUUAGGAAUGGUCAUUUCAUUGGAAUUCCUUGAUUAACUGUGGGGAACUUUAAUGUUCAAGUCAAUCAUGACAAUCUUUAUUGUUGAAAUAUUCAUUUUAUGGGGACCAGAAAUGAUCUGAUUCUGUUCUUAACUCUUCUGUCAGUGCUAGUGUUAUAUUCAUGAGAAAAAAAAGUUUUUCCUCAAUCGCUUCCAUUUUUGUUUUUUUUCAUUGGUUUACAAAUUCUGCUCAAUUUAUCAAUUCAAGAUACUCUUAACUCAUUCAUGACCAGAGACCAUGUUUGACGUCUUAUAAAGAAGGGAAAAACCCAUUUUUUUAAUCAAUGAAAGAUGGGAAUGUCAUCUUUUAGUAAAUUUUGUGUUCAUGCAGCCAGAAACACAAUAUUCUGUAGCUGGCGCAUGAAAGGAGAGCAUGUCUGGUGACCACAUGUUUGCCAACGAAUGAGUUGAUCAACUGCAGGCGUAUCCAACACGGGUCCUGGAGAGGCCCUAUCCAGCUUGUUUUCCACGUCUCCCUCGUCCGACUCAAAUAAUCAGGAUGGUUAUGGGGCUCCUGCAGCGCUGGCUUGCUGAUGAGCUGAUUCAGGUAUCAUUUUUUGCGACUUGAUUUGUGGACGGAUCACAAUGAAAUUUGGUCAGCAUACUGUGUUCUAUCGAUGUAUCAGCAUCAAUCCUUGGAGCCCAAUUUUUGUAUAGAGGGUAGAAAUGAUUUUUCAAUCAUUGACAUGACAAAAUGUUCUGAUGAAAUAAAAUGAAUGAU